Molecule: messenger RNA, 594 nt
Organism: Entrophospora sp. SA101
Lineage: Eukaryota; Fungi; Glomeromycota; Glomeromycetes; Entrophosporales; Entrophosporaceae
Source: the annotation of a GenBank genome assembly
AUGCAACCAAACAAUUUCCUAGCAUCAAUACCAAAUGAACAACAAGUUAAUGGGCUUGAUGUUGACGAAUUUUUAAAUGACUGGCAUGGAGCAGUCGGAUACAACUAUUUACUUGAAUCUUUAUAUGAUAAAGAUAAAAUCGAAAAGGAAGCAAAUCGGAAUGAACAUCUUCCAAAAUUAAAUGAUAUUUUAAAAAAACAAGGCAUAGGUGAAGCUAAAUCAUACGAUGCUUUAAAUGACAAUGGUUGCUUUCCAAAUAACCCAAUUUGGUUUAAUUUAUCGUGGAUAUGUUUGCUUAUUUCACAAUUUGAGGAUACAGAAGAUGAUUUUAUGCUAAAAAAGUAUCAUAUAAAGGAUGAUAAAGGUGAUAUCGAAAGAAGGCAGACAUCUCAUAUUAUUUCUUUUCUGAAAGAUCCAUCUGAUGUUAAUGGUCCAAAUCAUGAUAUAAUAUUAUAUUUUUCUAAACAAGAUGAACUCAAUGUAGAUGAUGAACUUGAUGUAGAUAGUAGGCUUGAUGUGGAUAAUGAACCCGAUAUAGUUAAUGUACAUGGCGAGUUAACGCAUUUUCUAUUGUUAGCGAAUAUUAUAUUCUAA